CAACGGUUAAUUUAAAAGUUUAAAUAAUCAGUCGUGCUGCUGUUGUUGUUGUUGAUUAUAUUUAUUAUUCUAAAACAUUAAGUUAUUGAUUUCUUACUAACCGUGCCAAUAUUAUUCAUAGUUUACAAAAUGAGUAUUAUAGAAAAAAAUUGGGAUAUUAAGUUUAACUUAGAUGAAAUAGAAGAAAAUAGUUAUAGAGAAUUCGAGGACAAAGUGAAGAGUUUGCAUGAACAGAUUAUUAGUCAUAUAGAAAAUGGUUUCAAAGUGCAGAAGGGUAUUUAUAACGGAAACUUUGCACAAAAUCAUGACGAUGAGCUCAAAAGUUUGAUAGAACAAAACAAACAGCUCAGACAUAACAUUGAUACCAAAGCUGAAGAAUUAUCACAACAGAAGAUUCAAUAUGAGAACUACAAGAAAGACCAAAAGCUGCUAUCUCAAGAAAUAAAAGAAACACAUGAAGCAUUUUUAAUGGCGAAGAAAUACUACAAGAAGUUUUUGAAAAUGUAUUAUACAAUAGAAACAAAGUCUAAUGAGUCCCAUACAAUAUUUGUGCAGUUUUUUACUGAAUCUAAAAAGGAAUCUGAAAAUUACUCUGUCCGUUUGUCACGGGACACUAAAACAGGAUCCUAUAAAUUAUUAAGUGUAACACCAAAGCUGCAUAUAUUCAACGAGCUACAGCAAACACUACAAGAAACAAAUGAUGUUCCUGGGGCACUCUGUAGUAUUAGACAAGCAUUCUUGGCUAUCAAGACGAAUAAGAAGUAACACUUGAUCUGAAAAAUUGAAGUAUCUUAUAAUUUAUGUGUAAGGGUGUUACUUACACCCACAAAUACUAGAAUGUAGUAACAGUUUAUUUUAAAAAAAUAUGUAAAUGGGUACAUUAAUUUCUUUUAUUAUAUUUUAAAUGAACUUAGAGGGUUGAAUGAGUAAGGUGAACAAGUAAAUACAAUACUCUAAAGAUAUAUUUUUUAUUAACCAUAUAAAAUACAUUAAAUAUAAAAUUAAUUUGUAACAAAAAUAAAUACAAUUCCAUGUUGAGGUAUUACACAAGUGUCACAACAUCUCACAUAGAUGUGACACCAUGAUUUUAGAUUUCAAUAUGUUUUGUGCAACUCUGGACUUACAUCAUUCAGCAUUAUGUACUAAAUGCUGUGUGUCAGUGAUUAGUUUUGGCCCACUCAAAUUCAUAAUACUAGAUAUUAAAUCUAAAUGCAUGCAAAAGCACACAUUAACAUGCUGUUAUAAACUAUUCCAACUUGACCUAAAGUUAAAUACCUAGAAAUUCUUUGUUCACUUAUUUUUCUAUAAUUAGUAGUUAAGAAUAUUUUCCAAGAGACAUUAUUGCCAACUUACUAUGGCAUAUAUUUGCCAUAAUGUAAUAAAAUAAACCGAUAAUAUUUCUAGUUAAAAUGAAACAAUUUUGUAAGAUCCCGUCUAUCACAACACAUAGUUUGUACAUAAAUAAUUUUAAUCAGA
Messenger RNA from Trichoplusia ni (cabbage looper), 1476 nucleotides. RefSeq lists its product as uncharacterized. Gene Ontology annotation, biological process: chromosome segregation. The coding region runs from base 130 to 765 and encodes 211 amino acids. The record is from RefSeq and is a predicted model, not a curated record. Gene Ontology annotation, cellular component: Ndc80 complex. The transcript has 3 exons. NCBI's taxonomy places the organism in Eukaryota, Metazoa, Arthropoda, Insecta, Lepidoptera, Noctuidae.